CCGAGGCGCUGUGUGAGGUGACAGGGCCGUUGUGUGAGGAGGGGGGGAGGAAUGAUGGCGUCGCCGGCUCCCUCCACGGAUAGCAUGGAGGUGCUGCAGGGAGACGGGGCUCCCGACAAUGAGGCGGAGAGCAUGGCAAACGUUUCCGGUGAUGAGAUCAAGAUGUCUGAGAAAAUGUCUUGUGCUGUGCCGCGUCCUCGCUUUGACGUCUCGCUCUUCUACUUAACCCGAAAAUUCAUGGACAUCAUUAAAUCUGCCCCAGAGGGCGUCGUGGACCUAAAUGAGGUCGCCAAGCAGCUAGGGGUGAGAAAGAGAAGAGUGUACGACAUCACCAACGUAUUAGAUGGGAUCCAACUCAUCCAGAAGAGAUCCAAGAACCUCGUCCAGUGGGUGGGGACGGACCUGAACCUGACGGGCACAGAGAUCUCACAGCAACAGCGGAUACGCAGUGAUAUCAGCGAUCUAUCAGCGAUGGAGGAAGCACUGGAUGAACUAAUCCUGGAUUGUGCUCACCAGUUAUUCGGACUCGCAGAGGAUGGGGCGAACCAGAAAUUUGCAUAUGUAACGUAUCAAGAUCUCCACAGUAUGGAAGAUUACCACGAGCAGAUGGUUAUGGCUGUGAAAGCUCCUGAAGAAACCAGGCUGGAGGUGCCGGCUCCAAAUGAGAACUGCAUUGAAAUCCAUAUCAAGAGUACAAAAGGGCCGAUCGAUGUCUUCCUAUGUGAAUUAGAGCAUGAAAAUGUGGACAAGAAGUCUUUCGAGAAUUUGACAAAAGCCGUUAGGAUGGAGCCUGAAUCAGUUCCUAUAGAUGGAGGUACAGCGCUACAACAUCAUUCCUGAUAUUACCGAUUCCUUUCUGUAUAAUUUUAUCUUCUGUAAUAUACACCAGGAUUUUUCAGCAGCUGUAGCUUGUCUGCAGCAUAGUGUGCUGCAGCUCUGGCUCAUAAAGGGCGACUUCUGAACAGGGGACUUCCUUUAUGGAGGGGGUCCAAAACAGGGUUUUUGGGAUAAAAAAAGGCUGCUUUCUUUUAUAAGCAGUGCCACAUCGGUUUAUGGAUUGUGCCUGGGAGUCCAAUUCUGCUGCAUUAACCCCUUCCCACAUUAUCUCGUACAUGUACGUGGGGGAAUGUGGUGCCUUACCGCAUUCCCACGUGCAUGUACGUGAUGGGAUCGGGCGGGUGUAAGAGCUGCACCAGCCCGAUCCGCAGCACGGUCCGGCUGUUACUGAUAGCCGGGCCUCUGCUGCAUCCAUCGGCAUCGGAUUAACCCUUACACGUGCCGCGGUCAGCGCUGACCGCGGCACGUGCAGGGUUUACAGAGGGAGGGGGCUCCCUCUGACUUCAUCGGCCCCCUGCACUGUGCUGACAGGGGCUGAUGGUUGCCAUGGCAGCCCCAAUGCCUUCCACAGGCAUUGGAGCCUGCCAGGUACGGAAGUCCAGGAGAUCCAGCCUGAGGGCUGGGUUUUCUAGGCAACUGUCAGCGUCUUACUGUGUAAAAUGCUGACAGUUCAAUUCAGUGCAAUACAUAAUGUAUUGAAUUGAAACAUGAAACGUGAAGUCCCACAGUGGGACAAAUAUAAAAAGUGAAAAAGUUUAUUUAAAAAAAAAAAAGCGUCUUUCCCAAAAUAAAGU
This is a messenger RNA of Bufo bufo (common toad), 1631 nucleotides long. It is a transcript of the gene E2F6, whose product is annotated as E2F transcription factor 6. NCBI's taxonomy places the organism in Eukaryota, Metazoa, Chordata, Amphibia, Anura, Bufonidae. Gene Ontology annotation, biological process: regulation of transcription by RNA polymerase II. Gene Ontology annotation, molecular function: DNA-binding transcription factor activity, RNA polymerase II-specific; protein dimerization activity; RNA polymerase II cis-regulatory region sequence-specific DNA binding. The record is from RefSeq and is a predicted model, not a curated record. Gene Ontology annotation, cellular component: RNA polymerase II transcription regulator complex. The transcript is spliced from 6 exons. The coding region runs from base 52 to 840 and encodes 262 amino acids.